AAUAGCGCGUGUUCUGCGUUGUUGUUGCGUGAUAAAAUUGAUUAUUAAAUCAAUUUUAUCACGCUUUCUACAUUUAUUUCGGUGUGGAUCCCGACGAAGGUUGUAUGUGGUUUCUGCAUAGUAUCAACACCAGUAGCUUUUAUUGGUGGCUUUGUGGCUUGCACUGUACAAGAGCAGCACUGCCAGCAAAAUCUUAAAGAGAAAAUCGAGUUGGUUUAAAGGCGACUGACUCUGAGGUGUGGCUCGUGUGAGGCCGGACUGCGGGUCGGGUGGGCGACUGUCCGCUGAGGUGCGGCAGGCCGCGCUCCGGCCGGCCGGACUGCCAGUAUCCUGCGCUGCCGGUGGUGCCAGGUUGAAGCAGUAUGAGUGAGGGACGGUUCUACACCAACAGCUCUGGAGUGGCAGCACCAGGCGCUGUGAACGCUGCCAAAAUGGACUCCCUGCAGGCGAUGGACCGACGGAAAGUGGAACUACUCGAGGCGCGCUUUGCCGGAAACCGGGUGGGUUUACAACCGGCUGCAGCGUCCAUCGGGCCUUUCAGUAAUGUUCAGGGAAACGACGGAUCCAAUCUGAGCACAGGCUCCGUCAGUGACCGGGAAGAGGUGACCUCUCCGGACAAAAUUCAGCCAUCCGUGGCCACAGCCGCCCCCCAGGCGCGCACCCCCACUGAACGGAGGCGGAAACGUAAGGGCGCAGCUGCCGACGACGCUGCGGCCAGCGGACCCAAGCGCGCCGAAAGCAAAGCCAACAAGCUGAUCAACGACUAUUUCCGCGGCUCGCCGGCCGUUCCGGUGCGUAGCGCGACGGCGCCGCCCCCGCCGCCGCCCCCGCCCCCGCCGCUGGCGCCGCCCAGGCACCGCCUGAUUGCGUACCCGACCAGCCCGCACUGCCAGCUGCCUCCCUGUCUGCCGGGCGGCGCGUCAGCACCGUUCGCGCGACCCGGCCUGCCGCAGCCGCCGCCCGGGGUGCCGGGCGCGCCGCCGCCCCCGCCCCCGCCCUCAGCGCUGGCUGGGCCCGGGGCGGCCGUGGCGGCAGCGGCGGCGGCGGCAGCGGCCGCCGUCAACUCCAAGCUAGUACAAACGACAAUGACGGGAGUGGACUUUCGUGAACUGGAGAACCAGGCGGCAUCCAAUGAUGAGGCGCGCAGGGAUAAGAUAGAGGAGCUCGGUCGGACCAAUGAGGAGUUGCGACGACAGCUAGCCGCCCAGCAGAAGCUCGCCGAGACCCACAAAUCCAACCUAGACCGGUGUGUGGACAUGGUGAAGAAGCUGCUGAUCGAGAAGAGCAAGAUCGAGAAGAAGGAGUGCAGGGCCAAGUGCAUGCAGAACCGGCUGCGGCUGGGGCAGUUUGUGACACAACGGGUCGGCGCCAGCUUCCAGGAGAACUGGACCGACGGAUAUGCAUUCCAGGAGCUCACCAAACGUAUGGAGGAUCUGGCCGCCUCCCGAGAGGAGCUUGACCGGCAGAAGAAGCUGCUCGCCAAGCGGAAACCGACCAGCGCCGAGAGCUCGCGGAAACGAGCCGGCUCGGCGCCCCAGGCAGUGCAGCAGAACGGUGGCGAGUUCGUGCGGCCAGAGGACCCCGGCCGGCUCAGCGGCCAGGAGUACUACGAGGCAGAUGAGAUCAUCAAGCUUCGUCAGGCGUCACUAAAGAAGGAGGACACGGACCUAACGCUGGAGAUGGAGAAGCUGGAGCGGGAGCGGAACCUGCACAUCCGCGAGCUGAAGCGUAUCCACAACGAGGAUCAAUCGCGCUUCAACAACCACGUGGUCCUGCACGACCGCUACCUGUUCAUCCAGCUGCUGGGCAAGGGAGGCUUCUCCGAGGUGCACAAGGCGUUCGAUCUGAAGAAGCAGCGCUACGUGGCGUGUAAAGUCCACCAGCUGAACAAGGACUGGAAGGACGACAAGAAGGCCAACUACAUCAAGCACGCGCUGCGCGAGUACAACAUCCACCGGACGCUGAACCACCCGCGAGUCGUCGAGCACUACGACGCGUUCGAGAUCGACUCCAACUCGUUCUGCACAGUGAUGGAGUAUUGUUCAGGACACGACCUGGACUUCUAUCUGAAGCAGCACAAGGUGAUCGGGGAGCGCGAGGCCCGCUCUAUCAUAAUGCAGGUGGUGUCUGCGCUCAAAUACCUCAACAGCAUCCACCCGCCGGUCAUACACUACGACCUGAAGCCAGGGAACAUUCUGCUGGUGGACGGCGAUGUGCUGGGCGAGGUGAAGAUCACCGACUUUGGUCUGAGUAAGGUGAUGGACGACGACAACUACAACCCCGAGCACGGCAUGGACCUGACCUCGCAGGGAGCCGGCACCUACUGGUACCUGCCUCCGGAGUGUUUCGUGGUCGGCAAGAACCCGCCGAAGAUCUCCAGCAAGGUGGAUGUCUGGAGCGUCGGCAUCAUCUUCUACCAGUGUCUGUACGGCAAGAAGCCGUUCGGACACAACCAGUCUCAGGCUACUAUUCUGGAGGAGAACAUUAUCCUGAAGGCCAAGGAUGUUCACUUCCCCAACAAGCCCACCGUCAACUCGGAGGCAAAGGCGUUCAUCCGCUGCUGUCUGCAGUACCGCAAGGAGGACAGGUACGACGUGCGAUCCCUGGCCGAGCACCCCUACCUGCAGCCGGCCUCCGGCAAACGGCAGUCGUCGGCCGGCGGACAGGCGGCCGCCGCAGCCGCCGCCGCCGCCGCGUCCGCCGCCUCGGUGGCGGCCGCCACCAGCCACUCUGCCGCCUCGCACGCGCCCAGUGUGGCCAGCACGGCCGGUAAUUCCAACAACUCUGGCGGCGCCGGCGUGGUGAGCACCUCGUCCAAUUCGUAGCGUCGGCGCCGCCCCCCGUGCGCCGUCGUUUGUGCUGUGACUUCAGUGUGAUACGAUCGCUCGCCGCCGCGCCGCGCCGCCGCCGCAGCCGCAGCAGAGGGAGCAGCAGCGCCCGCUGCCGCCGAACCAUUGCCGUCGGCACGCCGCCUAACUUACUCAUUAUUUAACAUGUGCACGCGCGACGUGCGUGUGCGCGUGCGCGCGCGAUGUGCGUGUGCGUGCGUGCGCUGUGCGUGCGCCGCAAGCGGUCGGACAGCCCGGAUGCAAUGUACAGCCGUGCCCGCGCCCGGCGGGCCCGACCUUGUUGUGUUUCAGUCAAAUAUAUCAAAAUUGUUUGUUGGAGUCGUUUGUUUUCGGGUGCCGCGGACCGCCGCGCCGGCGCAGAGACGUUCGGGUGUGCCGAGAGCCGAGCGGGCGUGUCGCGAUGUCGUGUUCGGGUGAGACGUCGUACUGCGGUUUUAUGAGGAAUGGGUGCACUUGUGAACGUGGUGUGAUGAUGAUUUCUGAUGUUCCCGAAGGCGAAAUGAGCCUGGAUGCCAAAUAAAGAGGCUCAGUGGAUCUCUGGGCUGUGCGCUGA
Amphibalanus amphitrite is the source of this 3402-nucleotide messenger RNA. RefSeq names its product serine/threonine-protein kinase tousled-like 2. Lineage: Eukaryota; Metazoa; Arthropoda; Thecostraca; Balanomorpha; Balanidae. Gene Ontology annotation, biological process: peptidyl-serine phosphorylation; chromosome segregation; intracellular signal transduction. Gene Ontology annotation, cellular component: nucleus. The transcript is spliced from 17 exons. The coding region runs from base 363 to 2825 and encodes 820 amino acids. Gene Ontology annotation, molecular function: ATP binding; protein serine/threonine kinase activity. The record is from RefSeq and is a predicted model, not a curated record.